AUGCGCGACAUCUCCCAAGCCACCGGACUGUCCAUGGGCACGCUGAGCCGACGCCUAAAAGACGGAACGAUUGAGCGCAAGAACACUCAAGUGACCUACGAGUUUGACGCCAUGUGGGACGUUGUGCACCUCGACGAGAAGUGGUUUAACGCGGACAAAGACCGCCGAAAGGUGUACGUCGUCAAAGGGCAGUCCAUCAAGCGGCCUGCGGCGAAGAUUAAGCGAUUCAUUCCUAAAGUUAUGUUCCUGGCAGCAGUGGCACGUCCUAGACACGAUGAUGAGCGUGGUGUCAUGUUGGACAGAAAGAUCGGGAUGUGGCUUGUCGUGAUGUACCUGCCCGCCGCCCGCAACUCCCGCAACCGCCCCGCCGGCACGAUUGUCCCUACGAUCGUCAACGUUGAUGCAGUAUUGUACCGCGACUACGUCAUCACAAGGGUCGUACCUGCGAUCAAGGCCAAGUUUCCAAGCGUCAACAAGAGAGUGGUCCUUCAACAUGACAAUGCGACGCCGCACGGUGCUAUCACCGACGCAAUCUUGGAAUGUGUGUCCACCGAUGGUUGGACGUUUGUGGUGCAGCGCCAACCGCCCAAUAGCCCAGACCUGAACGUGCUCGACUUGGGGUACUUCGCCUCCAUUCAGUCUCUACAAAACAAGGUGGUGAGUCACUCCAUUGAUGACGUGAUUCAAUCGACGCUUGCAUCCUUUGAGGCGCUCAGCUCUGAAAAGCUUGAGAAUGUCUUCCACACUUUUCAGGCCGUCAUGCGUCUUGUGCUUGAGCACAACGGUUCCAACCACUUUCCCUUACCCCAUCUCACGAAGGACGCCAAGCGACACGCCGGGACACUUUCGGCAAACAUGUCCUGCCCAGCUUCCCUCAUAGGCUAG
This is a messenger RNA of Aphanomyces astaci, 885 nucleotides long. RefSeq lists its product as hypothetical. The transcript has 2 exons. The record is from RefSeq and is a predicted model, not a curated record. Gene Ontology annotation, molecular function: nucleic acid binding. Bases 1 to 885 code for a protein of 294 amino acids. NCBI's taxonomy places the organism in Eukaryota, Oomycota, Saprolegniomycetes, Saprolegniales, Verrucalvaceae.